AUGGCUUCUUUAAAAUUUACAUGUUGUGCUAUUUUGUUCAUAACUUUCUCUCAUUCUCUUCUAUUUCAAAGCCUUGCUAACAGCAAUAAUGAUACUUCUACAUUAGUUGUAGAUGCUGGUUCUGGGAAGCCAAUCUCCAAAUAUUUUUUCGGAGUAUUUUUUGAGGAAAUUAAUCAUGCUGGAGCUGGAGGGUUGUGGGCAGAACUUGUUGACAACAGAGGUUUUGAAGCUGGAGGCUCACCACUUCAUGAAAAUAUUUCUCCAUGGAAAAUAAUUGGAGAUAAAUCAAACAUUGAAGUCCAAAUUGAAGCUGCCUCAUUGUUUCCUAAGAAUAAAAUUGCUGUUAGAUUGGAUAUUCAUUGUCCUUAUCCUGCUAAAUGCCCUAAUGGUGUUGGUCUCUCUAACCCUGGUUUUUGGGGCAUGAAUAUUGAGAAAGGGAAGGAAUAUAGAGUUGUAUUCUAUCUUCGUGCCUUGGGACCAGUUAAUUUGAAAGUGGCUUUUACUGGAGCAGAUGGAAAAGAGUUGGCUUCAAAUAACAUCAAGGCUUUUGCAACUUAUGUUGUAACGUGGAAAAAGUUCGAGACUAUUCUGAAAGCUACAGCAUCGGAUGUUGAAGCAAGCCUUCAAUUGACAACGAACCAAAAAGGAGUUAUUUGGUUGGAUCAAGUCUCAGCGAUGCCUUUAGACACACACAAGGGACAUGGCUUCAGAAAAGACCUUUUUCAAAAGGUGGCUGAUUUGAAACCAACUUUUCUUAGAUUUCCUGGUGGUUGUUAUGUUGAAGGUAAUUAUUUGAGAAAUGCAUUUAGGUGGAAGGAAACCAUCGGACCAUGGGAGACGAGACCUGGUCAUUUUAAUGAUAUGUGGGGUUAUUGGGUUGAUGAUGGAUUUGGUUAUUUAGAAUUUCUUCAGUUAUCUGAGGACCUUGGUACUGCUCCGAUAUGGGUAUUUAACAAUGGUAUUAGUCAUCAUGAUCAAGUCAAUACUAGUAAUGUUGAUCCUAUGGUUCAGGAAGCUCUUGAUGGUAUUGAAUUUGCAAGAGGUCCUACAACAUCAAGAUGGGGUAAACUUAGAGCUUCUUUAGGUCAUCCCAAACCUUUUGAUUUACGAUAUGUUGCCAUUGGAAAUGAAGAUUGUGAAAAGGAAAAUUAUCAAGGAAACUACCUCAAAUUCUAUAGUGCUAUAAAGCGUGCAUAUCCAGAUAUGCAAAUCAUAUCAAAUUGUGAUGCUACCAAAAAACCCUUGAAGCAUUUGGCUGAGUUGUAUGACUAUCAUAUAUACACAAAUGCUAAGGAUAUAUUCUCAAUGUAUACCAAGUUCGAUAAUAUGCCACAUUCCGGCCCUAAGGCUUUUGUCAGUGAAUAUGCUGUUUGGAAGGAAGAUGCUGGAAAUGGAACUCUCUUAUCUGCAUUGGGUGAAGCUGCAUUCCUUAUGGGAUUAGAGAAGAAUAGUGAGGUUGUUGAAAUGGUUAGCUAUGCACCACUCUUUGUCAAUACAAAUGAUAAGAGGUGGCUACCCGAUGCUAUCGUGUUUGAUUCUCAUCAAAGUUAUGGAACUCCAAGCUAUUAUUUACAAAAGCUAUUCUCAGAAUCCAGUGGAGCAAUGUAUUUGAACUCAACACUUCAAGCUCCUCCUUCAGUUGUUGCAUCUGCAGUUACUUAUACAAGUUCAACAGACAAUAAAAGUUACAUCAGAGUAAAGGUUGUGAACUUCAACAACAAUCCUACAACUCUCAAGAUCACUUUCAAUGGUUUAGACUCAAGUGUGAAACUGUCUAAAGCAACAAAGACAGUGCUCACAUCUAGCAAUGUAAAGGACGAAAAUUCCUUUGAAGAGCCUACAAAGAUUGUACUGGUGCAAAGUCCGCUAGAGAAUGUUGGAAAAGAUACAACUGUCACGCUUCCUCCCAAUUCAAUCACAGCUUUCGAUUUUCCAAACUGAUGGGCC
Prosopis cineraria is the source of this 1947-nucleotide messenger RNA. RefSeq names its product alpha-L-arabinofuranosidase 1-like. The record is from RefSeq and is a predicted model, not a curated record. NCBI's taxonomy places the organism in Eukaryota, Viridiplantae, Streptophyta, Magnoliopsida, Fabales, Fabaceae. The transcript has 13 exons. Gene Ontology annotation, biological process: L-arabinose metabolic process. The coding region runs from base 1 to 1941 and encodes 646 amino acids. Gene Ontology annotation, molecular function: alpha-L-arabinofuranosidase activity.